AUGACUACAACUUAUAUAUGUCAACAUUGUUCGCAAUUGCCUCCACCUCCACCAAUAUUUUCGAUGGGCCCACCACCAAAUAUUUUAUCUAUUGAUAUUCGUUGUUCUUCUCGUUUGUUAUCAUCAUCAUCGAUACAACAUAAAAAAGUCAUUUCAUCAUCGUCAUCAUCGUCUGUAUCUGUCGCUUUGGGAAUCAUGAUCGCUUUACUUAUCUCAACUGGUAUCAUUCUUUUAAUCAAACAUCUGAUGGUCAAACGACGGCAACCUCGUCAAAGAAAAUAUGAUGAUAGUUCUUUAUCGGUCAAAUUCAAUGGACAUAAUCAUGAUCAAAAUUGGACAAAAUUUCUUCCAUUAUUAAGUGAUAGUUGUAGUAGUGAUCAAACGUUCAGUACACCUCCAAGUGAAUAUCCUUGUGGUUUUAUUGAACCACUUUUAACAAAUGAUAUUCAUCAUGAAUAUGAACAAAUUCAACAUGAAAAUUCAUCACAUUAUUAUUGUCUUAUUUAUUGUCGUCAAUGUGCUAGUUAUCAUCAGACAUCAUCAUCAUCAUCUUUAUGUCGUCAAACAAAUCUUAUGCAAUCAUAUUAUCAAUAUCAAUGUACAUGUCAUCCUCAAAAUAAUAAUCAUUUAUUUGAACUUCAACCAAUGUUAAGAAUAAAUAAAGAUGAUUUAAAUCAUCCACUAUCAAUUUAA
Messenger RNA from Rotaria sp. Silwood2, 693 nucleotides. Lineage: Eukaryota; Metazoa; Rotifera; Eurotatoria; Philodinida; Philodinidae. The record is from the annotation of a GenBank genome assembly.